[Torrubiella] hemipterigena is the source of this 1242-nucleotide messenger RNA. NCBI's taxonomy places the organism in Eukaryota, Fungi, Ascomycota, Sordariomycetes, Hypocreales, Clavicipitaceae. The record is from the annotation of a GenBank genome assembly.
AUGUCGCUCCCACCACAAGUGAUUCGAGUGAAGCGCAAGAGAGUCGAAGAAGCGCCAGUUACCUUUCUGCAGCUCGAUCAUGGUACGAAGCGACACCGAAGUGAAGCCAACUGGGUCUACCAACGAAAAGAUGCAUCGACAAAACGGCCUGGCCAGCAUCCAAACCAGGUACCCGUUAUACACGUCUCUGGAGGUCCAGGCGCUCCGACAGCACCAAAAGAAGAGCUGCCCUCCAAAACUCCUACUGAAGACGAAAUAAAACAGGCCAUCAGCUCCAACAAAGAGCAGCGGCGCUUCCACGUCUCCCGCGCCAUGCUUGCAGCUGCAGCCAAGCAGCCCACGGGUGGUAACAUAUUCAAGAAAGAGAGACAAAGGCCAACGCUGUUUGUAGAGCGCACAAAACGGAAGCGUCUUCUGGCAAAGCCCCGGCGUAGUCUGGCGCCACAAAUGAGCUCUUCGCAGGAGCUUCCAACGGAUGAUGUCAAGCAGAAGGAUUUAAAACGACCUGGCGUAUCGAAAAGGGCAGUAGGGGAAUCAGCAGAAGCAUCAACGAAAGAGGUGUUACCCGAACCAAUGAUCAACCGCCAUAACGAGGAUAUGGAUAAAAUCGCCGCCGACAUGAACGAGUGGGUUCUCCGAGAGGUCGGCGCGAGCUUGUAUCAGAUUGAAGAGGACAAGAAGGCGGCAGAAAAGGCAAGAUUUAAGCCAAAGGCACCGGCUCAGAGAUAUCAAGAACGUCAUCCACAACUACAGGAAGCCGACACAGAAAUGAGCAAUACUGCAACACCUACCGAAAUGAGCGAUGAGGAUGGCGAAGAGGGUGAAGACUGGAUUAUUGAAGAAUACAUCCGAGUGCCAGCGAAUUACAUGGCAAUCGAUGUAUCGCCAUCCGAUAUCGGUGUUUUGGUCCUAGAAGGCGAAGAAGAUACAAUGCUUUUCUACGGCGCGCAGAAUGACGAUGACGACGAGUUGGGCGAGGAUGAGGAGGAUGAAAACGCAGAAAACCACUACACUGCCGAUUAUCCGGAGGAUGAAGUGGCUUCUGACGAUGAAUACGGGCGUAACCCAUACUGGUUCAGAAACAAUAAUGCCUCAGACGACGAAGAAUUUGAUGAGGAUGAGUAUGACAGCGACGACAUGGCGACAGAAGCAGACCUCGAUGACGAUGCCAGAAUGGCCCGAAUUGUCGCCCAUAUGAAGCGUCACCGUAUCCAAACCGAGCAAGAGUUGGACUAUGCAUAG